Messenger RNA from Polypterus senegalus (gray bichir), 1346 nucleotides. RefSeq names its product nudix hydrolase 21 (gene nudt21). Gene Ontology annotation, cellular component: mRNA cleavage factor complex. Lineage: Eukaryota; Metazoa; Chordata; Cladistia; Polypteriformes; Polypteridae. The transcript has 7 exons. The coding region runs from base 401 to 1084 and encodes 227 amino acids. The record is from RefSeq and is a predicted model, not a curated record. Gene Ontology annotation, molecular function: mRNA binding.
AUGACGUGCCGUGCUGCGCAGGCGCCAUUUUGCCUUCUUUAACUUUGAUUUUGCUUUUUAUUGAGGUAGUUCAAUGUGUGUUUUUUAACGUUUUAUUCUUUGUGAACCGUAUAUUUUAUAUGAAAAAAAGAGUUUAGUUGAAAACGAAAAGGAAAAGAGCUCCGAUUUUAAACGAAACCAAAACAGACGUGUGAUAGGUUCACAAAGGCGAGUCGAGGCCUAGAUUCUGCACGGCGGAAAGGCCUGCCUGUCUCCCGGAUACGAUUGCAUUACUCGGGAAGAAGAAAAGAAAAAAAUAGCAUAGGGGGAGUUGCAUGCAGUUCAUGUAAGAUAUCGGUAUUGGCUGUUUAUCCUAAAAUAACAUUAUUUUAGCCCGUCGUUGUUGAAGUACGUCUGCAGUAUGUCGGUUGUGCCUCCUAAUCGCUCCCAAACUGGCUGGCCCCGUGGAGUAAAUCAGUUCGGGAACAAAUACUUGCAGCAGAUCAAGCCACUAACCCUGGAGAGGACCAUCAACCUGUAUCCACUAACAAAUUACACAUUUGGAACAAAAGAACCCCUUUAUGAAAAAGACAGUUCAGUUGCUGCACGGUUUCAGCGAAUGAGAGAAGAGUUUGACAAGAUUGGGAUGAGAAGAACCGUGGAAGGAGUUCUGAUUGUUCAUGAGCACAGGCUUCCCCAUGUUCUUUUGUUACAACUUGGUACCACAUUUUUUAAACUACCUGGUGGAGAAUUAAACCCAGGAGAAGACGAAGUUGAAGGGCUAAAACGUCUUAUGACAGAGAUUCUUGGACGUCAAGAUGGUGUACUACAGGAUUGGGUUAUUGAUGACUGUAUAGGAAACUGGUGGAGACCAAAUUUUGAACCACCACAGUAUCCAUAUAUUCCUGCUCACAUUACUAAACCUAAGGAACACAAGAAGCUUUUCCUUGUGCAAUUACAAGAAAAAGCUCUCUUUGCUGUUCCAAAAAAUUAUAAGUUGGUUGCGGCGCCAUUAUUUGAGUUGUAUGACAAUGCUCCAGGUUAUGGACCCAUAAUCUCCAGUUUACCGCAGUUACUUAGCAGGUUCAAUUUUAUUUAUAACUGAUUAUUACAGAUUCUGAUGUUGGCAAGGUGGUUGGCCAACACCGUCUCUGUGAGCACGGUGCUGGAAAAGAAUGUGAAGAUUUGUUUAAAGACUUCCUUGGAGAAAGAACUUUUUUUUUUGCUUAUGUUUUGUUAAAGUGUAAAGAAGUGUCUUUACGAGUGAACUGUUUUAAGUAAUGGAGUGUUGAGGCUGUAUGUUAAACAUUUUUAUUUUUCAAUAUAGUUUCCACUUUUGUACUUCAUUAAAACUGGUGUUCAGUGUC